Messenger RNA from Arabidopsis arenosa, 685 nucleotides. Lineage: Eukaryota; Viridiplantae; Streptophyta; Magnoliopsida; Brassicales; Brassicaceae. The record is from the annotation of a GenBank genome assembly.
UCAAACCAAUUACACCCAAGAAAAAAAAAACACCAAUUAGAGAAUGUCACUAGAUGGAUAUUUCUCUGUUGAGUUUGAGAUCCGGUCUCCGGUGGACAAAUUCUGUCAAGGUUACAUGGAGGUAGCGAAACCCCCUAACGACAAAGUUUCGUCGGACGUGCGGGAGGUUCUACCUUCGGGGAAGAGAAAGACUCAGUUAAGAAUGGAGGGAUUUCAGAUCUCGGAGUGGUUCAGGUCUCUCGCAAAACCUCUCGCCGACAGUACUAGUGAUAUGGCCAAGUCGCGAAACCCGGAUUACUACACGAAGCUCGAAGGAACCAUGACCGUCAUUCACACGGAAGGCAUUGAAGGUGGCCGCGCGAUAUGGACUCUACAGUAUGAGAAGAUUAGCUCUGACAUUAAGGACACACUAUUCAUCAUCGACAUUACUACAAUAUACUUUAAGCAGAUGGAUGAGAGAAUCUUCUCAAAUCUCUAGAAUUCUGUAAAUAGGUAAACAAAGUGGAAACCCUAUAUAUACAUAUAGUUAUAAUCACCGCUUAGACAGUUUAUGAUACUAGUUAUCAUUUAAUAAUGGUUGGCAUUUAGGAAGUAUUAAUUUGCUCUUGAAGCUUUCAAGGUGCAUAAUAUAUCGAUAUGCAUAUUAUUGCUGUACUGCCGAUUCUAAUAAAGGGAAUAAAUUAAU